AUGAGUGCAGAGUUGACUAAGGGCGAUUUUGUCGCAAUAUUCACUAACCAGCAGCGGUACCAGGAUCCUGCCAAUGGUGUUUAUCAAGUGAUUAAUAUCCGCAAAGCUGAUCCAAGCAAGCCAAACAAGAAGUUUCUUAUUAUGAUAUCUGACGGUGUGUACCACAUGAAGGCGUUAUUUAAAGCCGAUGCUAUUCCAAAGCUUCAUUCAAUGAAUAUUGACAGGGGUGACAUUAUCAAGACUCUGAGAGUGGAACCAUUGUUGAUUAAGGAGAAGAAACUUGUUCUAGUUAUUGAAGAUUUUGAUAUGGUCCAAUCUGGAGCAGAAGUAGUUGAUAGCAACACUCAAUUUUUGGACAGUGUACUUGCUAACAGAUUGAAUGAAGUCAUCGCCGCUAGAAAAGAUCCAAAUUCCCCAUUCCCACAACAGCAGCAACAGGUAGAUUCGAGCUCUAAUGUUAAUGGUAAUGGUACACUAGGAAUGCCAUCAUCAACAACUGCAAUUGGUAAUGCAACAACUAGCCACAACAACAAAUUUAAUGAUUCUGCUUCUCAAAAAUCAAGAGCAAUCUUUGCCAUUGAACAACUAUCACCAUACCAAAAUGUUUGGACUAUUAAAGCUAGAGUUUCUUAUAAGGGUGAUAUUAAGACUUGGCAUAAUCAAAGAGGUGAAGGUAAGCUUCUUAACGUUAAUUUCCUGGAUACCUCUGGUGAAAUUAGAGCUACCGCAUUCAAUGAUAAUGCUACUGCUUUUAAUGAAAUAUUGCAAGAGGGUAAAGUUUAUUAUGUUUCAAAAGCGAGACUACAACCUGCUAAACCUCAAUUUACCAACUUGUCUCACCCUUACGAACUGAAUUUGGAUAGAGAAACUGUCAUUGAAGAAUCGUUUGAUGAGAAUAACGUACCAAAGACUCACUUUAACUUUAUUAAAUUAGACAAUAUCCAAUCUCAAGAAAACAACUCUAACGUAGAUGUUUUAGGUAUAAUUCAAACUGUCAACCCCCACUUUGAACUAACAUCUAGAGCUGGUAAAAAAUUUGAUCGUCGUGACAUACAGAUUGUUGACGAUUCUGGAUUUGCUAUUUCCGUGGGUCUAUGGAAUCAACAAGCGCUCGAUUUCAAUUUACCAGAGGGCUCUGUGGUAGCUAUCAAGGGUGUUAGGGUAUCAGAUUUUGGGGGUAAGUCGCUAUCUAUGGGUUUUAAUAGCACCUUAAUUGCCAAUCCUGAAAUUCCAGAAGCUUAUAAAUUAAAGGGAUGGUACGAUCAGCAAGGUAAAGAUCAAGACUUUACAUCAUUGAAACAAGAUGCAGGAGCAGGAACAACUUCUGCAGCAAACUUAGCAAAAUUCAUUAGUCAGCGUAUAACGAUUGCCAGAGCAGAGGCUGAAAACCUUGGAAAGAAUGAACGUGGUGACUUUUUUAGUGUUAAGGCAGCUAUCAGUUUUAUGAAGGUAGACAACUUUGCUUAUCCUGCUUGUUCUAAUGAAAAUUGUAACAAAAAAGUCAUUGAACAACCCGAUGGUACAUGGAGAUGUGAGAAGUGUGAUAUUAAUAACCCAUCUCCAAGGUGGAGAUACAUUUUAACAAUUUCUAUAAUAGAUGAAACUGGUAACCUAUGGUUAACAUUAUUUGAUGACCAAGCUAAACAGUUACUAGGAGUUGAUGCAAACACUCUCAUGUCCCUGAAAGAAAAUGACCCAGAUGAAUUCACAAGAACUACUCAAAAUGUUCAAAUGAAUCAGUAUGACUUUAGAAUUCGUGCUCGUGAAGAUAACUACAACGAUCAAACUAGAAUUAGAUAUACAGUUGCCAACUUGCAUAAGUUGAACUUCAAGGCUGAGGCAGACUACUUGGCCGACGAAUUAACCAAAGUAUUCCUUACAUAA
Nakaseomyces glabratus is the source of this 1884-nucleotide messenger RNA. It is a transcript of the gene RFA1, whose product is annotated as replication factor A subunit protein RFA1. NCBI's taxonomy places the organism in Eukaryota, Fungi, Ascomycota, Saccharomycetes, Saccharomycetales, Saccharomycetaceae. The record is from RefSeq and is a predicted model, not a curated record. Gene Ontology annotation, biological process: telomere maintenance via telomerase; DNA replication; nucleotide-excision repair. Gene Ontology annotation, molecular function: damaged DNA binding; single-stranded telomeric DNA binding. Gene Ontology annotation, cellular component: DNA replication factor A complex; nucleus.